This is a messenger RNA of Meloidogyne enterolobii, 336 nucleotides long. The record is from the annotation of a GenBank genome assembly. NCBI's taxonomy places the organism in Eukaryota, Metazoa, Nematoda, Chromadorea, Rhabditida, Meloidogynidae.
AUGAUUGGAGGAGAAAAUAUUACUGGACAAAAUUUGAGAGCUUUAUAUGAAUUUGUGGAUGUUUUAGCUAAUUAUUUCCCUCAUCGUACAAUCCAUCCUCAACCUAGAGAGACAGAAUUUAAUGGUUCUCAAAAUUCUAGAGAAAUUAAUGAAUUUAAUGAAAAGGAUAAUAUUGAGUUUUUAAAUGCUAGCAGUCGAGCUCGUGUUGUUUUUAGUCAUCUGCGCGAUUUUAUUAAUGAACAGAGAAGUGUGGGAGAAGCUAUACCUAUUGAAGCAUGGAAGGCUGAAUUUCUUAGAGCGGAGGCAAAAUUAAUUUUUAAAUUGAAAAUUUCUUAA